AUGGCCGGCGUGCAGACAGGCGAGAAGCAGCUCUUCGAGAAGUUCUGGCGAGGCACCUUUAAAGCCGUGGCCAUGCCGCGACCCGAGAGCAUCAUCGUGGCCAGUAUCACCGCCCGCAAGCCGCUGCCCAGUGGGACACUCGGCUGCCUCCCGUACCCCGCGGAGGACAGACGUCCUGAAAAGCUGAGCAGCUGCGUGGUCAGGGAGACCUCCACCACCAAUGGCUGUGUCAAAGGGAGGGAGAGACGCGACCAUGGGCACCGCAGGUCACGCAGCCCUUCAUGUGAUGGGGAGAGGCCGCCACCAGCCCGGGGGAAGAAGAAGAAGAAGAAAUCUGGCCGCAAGAAGCGAAGGAGGUCUCCCUCCUACAGCCCCUCACCUGUGAAGAAGAAGAAGAAGAAAAGCUCCAAGAAGCGAAAAAGAAACAGGUUAUCUUCAAAGAAGAGAAGGCACAGCUCUCGUGGGCGCACCCGGAGAUCUCAUCGCCAUCGCCGCUGCCACUCUCGCUCGGAGAGCUCCGACUCCCACUCCCCCAGCUGCCGGAGCAGGCACAGAGCCAGGUCUCGGGAGGAAGGGCGCAAAAUACGGCGAAGACACUCCCGGCACCAUUCAAAGAUCACUGCAAAGAGAAGCUCCUCUGCAGAGGUUCAGGCCAGUCAAAAAGCCAGCCAAACCCUCCCACUCUACAGCUUCCUGUCUCCUAAGGAAGUAAUCUCUCAGUCAGGGUCUUCUGCUGACCUCUUUACCAAAACAGACAGCCCGCCUGGCAACCUAACCCGCCAGAACGGAGAGUAUCAUGAAUAUGACUCAGGAAACGAUACUUCCUCCCCUCCCUCCACUCAAACGAGCUCAUCCAGGUCAAAGGACAGCCAGGAGAAAAGAAGUCUAGUCCAUGAUGGCUUUGGCCAUGCCUUCUCGUCCGGGAAGCCCAAACUGGCCAACAGCGAUAACAGCUCUGAUUCAGGAAAUUCCUUCACCAGUUGUUUUUCCCAGACCAAGGGAACAGCUUUGGAAAAUCUGUCUCCAGAUGCCCAGGGACAAGACCGAAGAGGGUGCCUGUCCUUGUGUCUCAGUUCUUCGGAGGAGAAGAAGCGAAACUUGCCCCCGUCCCCAACGCACAGCUCCCCGCUCAGGCCGUGCUCCCGCAGCGCGUCCUACACCAGCACGGGCAGAUCCUCCCCCGGCUCCAGCCGCUCCCGCUCCUCCUCGCACCGCAAGGCCUCUCCCAGGUACUCCCGAAGCAGGUCCUGCUCCUCGGGAAAGAGGUCUUCCUCACGUUCCCCCAGCUAUUCCUCCAAAUCCUGCAAAAAAAGUCCUGGGAGUAGGAGUUCAAGGCCUCGUCGGAGCCCCAGUUACUCCCGCUACAGCCGCAGCAGGGACCGUGAGCGAGAGCACAAGUACAGCUCCAGUGAGAAGGAGUCGCACCGGGAGCGUGACCGGCAGCGUCGGCGCCGCUCCUACUCCCCCCUGAGGAAGCGCCGGAGGGACUCUCCCAGCCACCUCGAAGCUCGGCGCAUCACAAGUGCCCGCAAACGCCCCAUCCCCUACUACCGUCCCAGCCCCUCCUCCUCCAGCAGUGCCAGCAGCUAUUCCUCCUGGUACAGCAGCUUCAGCCGCUCCCCGAGCCGAAGCCGGAGCUACUCCAGAACGACGAGCCGGAGCCGAAGCUGGAGCAGCAGCAGCGCCGAGGGCAGGAGCCGCAGCCGGAGUUCGGGCCCCAGGAGCAGCCGCAGCAGGAGCAGGAGCUAUGACUCAGGAGCCAGCUCCGACAGCCUGCGUCGUUAGGGAGUGCCGCUGGUGGCUGACACCGUGUGCCGGCGGCACCUCCAGAUUCCUGGCAUUCUCCGCUUCCUUCCCACCUACCUGGCCAUCGAUAGCAAUCAUCCCCGAUACUGAUGUGGUGGCAGCGCCGGGUCCCCCUUCCCCGGUUCAGAGUAAGAGCCCUGGAGCGCCUGAUGCAGCCCCUUUGUUCUGCCAUGGAGUGGGUGGAUCAGUCCCAGCUCCCUGUGCCAGGGCUGGAAGAAGGGUCGGUGCUUUACAGAGGGUCUGUCACGACAGACCUGCUCCAUCCUCCCUGAUGCUCCCGUCUCUCCAUCGCUGCCACUCUCCAAAGCACUACCAGCUGUUCCAAAGGAAAGAACUCAGCUCCAGGAACCAACAAAUUAACUUCUGUUGGAGGAAGAGACCCAGUUAGGGAGGAGUUUGCUGAAAGCUUCUGAGAUGAGGGGGGUGACCUGUCCCCACCAAGGCAAAUAUCAGGUCCUUUGGGUCUCUCCUCCAGAGUAGCUGCCCAUUCUGUAGCAGGCCUUUUCCAUAAGAAAAUAUUUAUUUAUUGCCACUCAGCCAGGCCCUGCUAUAAUUAGAAGGCUAGAAAUCCCUCCUGACGUAAUUUCCAGGGAAAAAAAGGGCUGUUUGCUCUUUCUCCUGCCCUUUCCUACUAAGUAACCACACCUUUUGCAGGGUUGUUUUAUCCCCCAGUGCUGACUUGCUUGCAAGCAGCCUGCUGAGGUCUGAAGCAGACAGGGGGCUGGUGGGGUACAAGGCAGAGGGGAGCUGCUGCCAUGCUGCACUCCGAGGGUCAGGCAGUGGCAUGGGAGACAGGGGCCACGUGGUUCCCUUCUUGGAGGAAGCCUCGUGCAGUUUGGGUUCAGGUUUUUCUAAAGGGAGCGUUGCCCUCGGGGUGGAACCGUAGGGAGGUGUGGAGACAGCCUGGUUGUGGGGUACAGUGAGAGCACACAGGGUUAAAAGGGCAUUGCAUGAGCCAGGGGACCCCAAAUCCCUUUCCUGAAACACGCAGUAGUUUUAAGCAGGAUUUCAGGAAACCAUUUCUCCUUGAGCCCCUCAGGCUGCCCUGAGGCAGGACCAGCAGCACAGUAGUGCUGGUGCCAGGCUGCAGCAGGGUUUACUGGUGGCCCAGUUUGUCACCGGGAGGCCAGAGCAGUGCAAGGCGACAGGAAGGGCCCCCCACUAAUUGCCUGUUUUUCCAGGGAGCCGCAGGCAGUGGCAGGAGGGCCCUGCCUGCCCGGCCUCCCUGGGCCCUGGGGUUUUGUCUCCCUGCCAGCCCAGCUGCCUGCGCAAUUACUGUGUUUUGCCGGGUAACAAAGGCUUCUCCCAGCACAGGCUGAGCUGGUGCUGAGGAGUUUAUUUCUCUUACAACACCUGGGUGCUUAGAGACGCUAAUUUGGACUUCCCACCCUCCCUUUUUCCAUCCCCUCCCCUUCCAUCCUGCCUGAUUAUUAACGAGUUUGGGCUUAAUGAGUCAAGGAGGUGUGUUGUUUAAAUGUCACAGAAAAGGGCUGAGUGGAGCCACCAUCUGCGGGAGGAGGAGAGGGGGCAGAAAGGAAUGCAACUCUCCCCCAUCUAAAGAGUUACCUACAGCCCCCUCCAAUGCUGCUGGCACCAGGAAAAGGGCCAAAGCAGCAAGUGGAAGAAAGCCAAGUGCCACGAGGUGUUGUGGUGGAGAUGGAUGAUCGCCUCAGCAAGCCUAUAAACCUGUUACCUGUUGAAAAGUACAGCAGUGAGGGCUGGAAUUCCACCUGGGUGGUAUGAGGGGAAGUUUUAUGCCAGGAAGUCUCUUUCCCCGUAUCCUUCCUACUGCUGGUUCCCCUUGUCCUGUGCCUUCAACACCCAAAGUCCCUCCUUUUCCUAGACCCUGAUCCCCAGCCUUGCUCCCUGUAGGUAAUGUUAGGAUGAGGAUGGCUGAGGCAGAGAGGUGGGCAUUGGUGUAGUUGGUGGUUUGGUAGGGGCAUAUCUGUCUCCUGGGACGACACUUUCUAGGACAAAGAGAGAAGCAUUCCUUGUAGGGCUGAGGAAAUGCUCCAGGGCUGUGGUUGAGGGAUCAAAGACAGGGUAUUCUUGCAGUGGGGUGCCACUGCCUUCCCUCCUGUGCUGGCCCUGACAGUGGCCCCUUGGCCACCUUCUGCAGUGAACUCCCUCUCUAAAGGGCUGAAAACCUCACAAUUCUUCCCCAAAGAGUCUUUCCCAGUCUGAUGCUGAAAUACCCUGUCCUUCUGCUCCCGGGGAAGAUCCAAAGGCAGUGAUGGGAGCUCGGAUCCCAGCUUUACCAAUGUUUCAGGAGCAGCCUCCUGCCCCUUGGCACCCCCUAACACACACAUGCAGCUGUAGCAAGGAAGCAGCGAGCCAGAAGAUCCAAAAUGAAGAAGGAAAAGAGGAGGGGCUUUGUGCAACUGGUGUAAAUACCAAACACACAUCGUGGCUGGGGUUGGACAAUGGAAGCACCACACCAGGAUCAGCAGCAUCCACUCCCCAUGGGACAGGAGAUGACCCUGAGGGUUGCACAGGGCUCUCAAACCUGUCCAGCUGAUCCAUGUUUCAAGGACUGCAUCUGCCUGGACAGUCCAUGGCAGCUAAACGUUCCUGGGGUUUCCCAAGCAGACUUGCAUUGGAUUAAACCUCCUAAAUUAUUUAUUUAUUUAUUAAUUAUUAUUAUUAUUACUAUUCUAUUUUUAAUUCUAUGUCAGAAUGGAUGCAAGUGGUCACC
Molecule: messenger RNA, 4501 nt
Organism: Manacus vitellinus (golden-collared manakin)
Lineage: Eukaryota; Metazoa; Chordata; Aves; Passeriformes; Pipridae
Gene: SRRM4
Product: serine/arginine repetitive matrix 4
Biological process (GO): mRNA processing; neuron maturation; regulation of RNA splicing
Cellular component (GO): nucleus
Molecular function (GO): mRNA binding
Source: RefSeq, a predicted model, not a curated record